Messenger RNA from Laccaria bicolor S238N-H82, 279 nucleotides. RefSeq lists its product as uncharacterized. Lineage: Eukaryota; Fungi; Basidiomycota; Agaricomycetes; Agaricales; Hydnangiaceae. The transcript has a single exon. The coding region runs from base 1 to 279 and encodes 92 amino acids. The record is from RefSeq and is a predicted model, not a curated record.
AUGCCAACAGACGGCACCCUCCUCCUUGAACAAUUGCCAAGAGAGAAGCAAGAUCUUGUCACCACACUCUCAGUCUUCUUCUCCAUAGGCUCCAUAUUGUUCGCUGUCAUAGCUCUCUUCGUGCUGCCCAACAAUUCGUGCCCGCUUGCGUCUUCAGUGGAAUUCCUAUUUCCGUCCACCUUGGCACCACCCUGCGACAUGGAAACUCAAAAUCUAGGUUGGAAAUAUGUGCUCAUCACCCAUGCACUCUUAGUGUGUAUUACCACAUGCAUCUUGUGA